Aspergillus calidoustus is the source of this 1683-nucleotide messenger RNA. Lineage: Eukaryota; Fungi; Ascomycota; Eurotiomycetes; Eurotiales; Aspergillaceae. The record is from the annotation of a GenBank genome assembly.
AUGGGCCAGUACGGAAAAGGCACGCCAGUUUGGCGGAUUAAAGCUUUGAAGAAGCGCGAAGAAUGCGAGGACAAGCUUCCAAAGGAAUGGGUCAUUCCCAAAACACUAUGGGAGACUCUCCCGUUGCCGCUAGAAGAGAACAAGGUGAAUCUGAUUGACCUGGACAUUAUCCGCCGGUCAAACGUCCUUACCGAGCGCGAAUUCGAGAUUACGGAGAAUCACACUGUUGUGUCAUUACUUGAAGGACUGUCGACGGGCAAGUUCACUGCACUCGAUGUUACGACGGCGUUUUGUAAACGAGCGGCGGUUGCGGGGCAGCUGACAAAUUGCAUCACGGAGACACUCUUUGAUAGCGCUCUCGCUCGAGCAAAAGAGCUGGACCUUAUGCGAGAGAACGGACAGUUGAAGGGCCCCCUUCAUGGCCUUCCAAUCAGUGUGAAGGACUGUCUUCAGAUAGCUGGGACCCAAGCAACAAUCGGCUUCACAGCAUAUCUGGACCAGCCACCUUCAGAGGAGAAUUCGUGCCUGGUCGACAUGCUGCUUGAUUUGGGGGCUGUACUCUACGUCAAGACGAAUGUUCCCCAGACUCUGAUGACCGCAGACUCGGAGAAUAUCAUUUUCGGUCGAACACUAAACCCCUGGAACACGAUGCUCACAGCGGGAGGAUCCAGUGGCGGAGAGGGAGCACUAAUAGCCCUACGUGGGUCGCCGUUGGGGAUUGGCACUGAUGUUGCAGGCUCGAUCCGCAUCCCUGCCUUAUGCUGCGGCCUGUACGGCUUCAAGCCCUCAGCAAGCCGCAUUCCCGACUCGAAGCAACAAGGAUACGGCACCGGGGGGCUGAGAACCAUCUAUGGCUCCGUCGGCCCAAUAGCGAAUGACAUGGACGCUCUUGAGAUCCUAAGCCGAGCUGUCCUCGGCGCUAGCCCUAGGCCUGCGCUAUAUGACCCAGGCGUCCUUGACAUACCGUGGAGAGAGAUAGGCGAGGUUAAACCGCGACUGCGUUUUGGCUUCCUCCUCGAAGACCCGACGUUCCCUCUGCACCCACCUGUACGCGCUACACUAGAGGAAGCGGCAUCCCGCUUGAAAGACGCAGGCCACGAAAUCAUCCCCCUUCCUGUAGAAGAAUGCCACCUCGCAUACGCCCUCGAAGUCGUCUGGAAGUUCUUCAGCCUCGAUGAUUCAGCCUCAGAGGUCGUCGCACAAGGCAGGGAGCCGCCUAUUGCGUCAAGAGCCGUCGUUGCAAAAUUAGUACAGGAACUCGGAUCGCGCUUCGUCCCUGGCUUCGAGGGCAUGGCUCCGCUGGAUAGACUGUCGAUUCUGAAUAUUAAACGGGGAGAAAUCAUCAAGUAUUGGCAUACGCUCUGGCAGAAAUAUGACCUUGAUGCGGUGAUUUGUCCGCCGGCGCCGAAUACGGCUGUUGAGCAUGAUAUGUAUGGGUUGACGCCGUACACGAGUUUUCUGAAUCUUGUGGAUUAUCCAGCAUGUGUGAUCCCAUUCCGGCGAGCGGGGAAAUUCCCGGAUGUCAAAAGGCAAGAGGUGCAGUUUGUGCCUGACUAUAACGGCAGCAGCCUCGAAGGAGCGCCCUGCUCCAUUCAGGUUUUCACUAGGAGGCUGCGCGACGAGGAAUGCCUUGCAAUAUCCAAGGUGGUAGAUGGCUGCCUACACGGUGCUCAAGCACCAUAG